Rotaria sordida is the source of this 1527-nucleotide messenger RNA. The record is from the annotation of a GenBank genome assembly. NCBI's taxonomy places the organism in Eukaryota, Metazoa, Rotifera, Eurotatoria, Philodinida, Philodinidae.
AUGGGAACUACUUAUGACUAUACAUAUGAAUAUGAAGUAACAGAUACAAACAGACAUCAUCGUAAUACUGGUGGAAAUGCUGGACAUUAUACUCAACGAACAGUUGGACAACAACCGCAUUAUGGAGCAUCUCUUCCACAUGCAAGUCGUACAGAUAUGAUGGAUUCAUUAGCCAAUUUACAACAUGAUCGUAUAUGGCACAAACUUUAUGAUCCAGUUGAUGCAGAUAAAGCAACACAUGAAACUGAAAUUCAGAGAAUGGCUCGUCGUCAAGAUCGUAAAGUGAUUAAAAUUGAGGCAGCCUAUGGAUCAGAUCGUCAAACAUUUAUUGUUAAACGUAAUUAUGAUUUACGUGUACGUGAUGUUCAAGAAGAUGCAGCAACAACAUUUCGAAUACCUAUUGAUCAAUUAAUUCUUUAUUGGAAGGGUCGAAAUAUUUGUGAAACACCUAAUGAACUAUUGGAAACAUUAGGUAUUGAAAAUAAUCAUACGAUGCGUGUUUGUCGAGGUGAUGAUUCAGCACAACAACAAAGACAACGAGAAUUACGUUCUUAUGCUACAAUGGAUCAACAAUAUUCAUCAUCAAAUGAUAUUUAUAGACAACAACAACAACAACCUUAUUACCCUCAACAUCAACAACAAGUUUAUUCAAAUUAUCCAACAAUGUAUGAUCAACAACAACAACAACAAUAUACGACUAGCCCGCGUUUCUACUGUGAUUGCACCUGUGCUCACGGCAAUUAUAAUAAUUGUAAUUGUUGUUGUCAUCAUGGCUCCACUAACUAUUAUCAACAAUUGACUAGUCCAAAUAUAUCGGGUCCUGUUGCUGCUACUUAUGUAAUCAAUUUACAAAUUGGUUUUGGUGAUCAUGUUGAAGGUCUUAUUAUUGGUCGACCACAUCCAAUAACAGUUUAUGAUUUACAAGUUGAAUUACAACAACGUUUUAAUAUUCCACUACUCGAACAAAAUGUUUCAUAUAAUGGAAUGUCAUUAGCACAAUUUCCACCUGAUAUUUCACUUGAUGCAAUUGGCAUUGUUAGUAAUUCAUUUGUUUCACUUUGGUAUAAAAAUUUUGCUCCCCAAAAUCAACAACCAUCAAACGAAUAUUAUUCUCCAAGACAACCAGUACCAUUAUCAUAUUCUAACGAUGGAUCUCGAACACCACGUACUAGUGAUAUGUCAUCAAGGCGAAUGGAUUUCAACAACAUCAGUGGAAACGAAACGAUGCCAAAUUCUGGCAAUCAGGAAGUACUCAAAAUUGAAGUAUUUCAUGGUUCUGAUCGACAUGUACUUAUUUUACGUAGCGUAAAUAAUGUACGUAUUAUGGAUUUAAUGGAAGAAUUACAACGUAUAACAACUAUUCCAAUUCAGAAUCAAAAACUUUAUUAUCGUGGACAAGAAUUAAACUUAAUGAGAGAACGUUCAUUACGUGAUGUAGGCAUUGAUAAUAAUGCUCAAGUGAGAUUAAUUGGUGAACCAAUAAAAACACGAUAUGAACCACUGAUUACAGGAAAUCGAGCUAAUUAA